AUGCACAGCAGCCCCGACGACAAGCUGCGGUCGCCCUCUGGCGCCUCGGUCGCCGGACGCAACCAACCCGAGCUCGAGAGCGACUCCCACAGCGACGACGACGAUGCCGCCUCCCGCAGCGGCAAGCGGAAGCGCCUCAUCUCUGUCUCGUGCGAGAUAUGUAAACAACGAAAAGUCAAAUGCGAUCGUGGCCAGCCGUCGUGCGGCUGGUGCGCUCGCAAUGGCGCCGUAUGCGAGUACAAGGAGCGCAAGCGGCCUGGCCUCCGCGCCGGGUUCGGCAAGGAGCUGCAGGAACGCAUGGACAAGCUCGAGGCCAUCCUCAAGUCACACUCUGAGAUCAUCCAGGCUCACAUGGCCUCGAACCCGGCGGCCACACUAGCGAGCGUACGCAACAGCAACCCAAGCUUGCCCAGUGAUGUUGGCACGCCGAGGGACCACCCUAGCGUAUACAAACCCUCGGAACCUGCCAGCACACCACAGGCCGACUUGUCCGCAUAUCCGCCAAAGACGAGUUUCAGCGCCGGCUCACAAGGCGUCGAAUUCAACCUCCCGUCGACCCCUAGCAUUCACGACAGCCUCCGACCGCAGAUGCACAUGGGCGCUAGCUCUACAUCGGUCCAGCUUCCGCCGAUACAGUCCAACCCGGCCUUACACGAGUAUUAUGGAUCUCAGACGCCGAGUUUGCAGCCGGGACCCGGCACUCUCCCCCCACCUGGCGGAGCGUCAGCUACCGACCAGGAUAUGCCUCCGUACGACCUCCUUUACGCUCUUGUCGAUCUGUACUUCAAGCACAUCAAUUCAUGGUGCCCGAUAUUGCAUCGGAAAACCACCCUCGACUCGUUGUUCGGACCCUCGACCUUUCAGGAGACGGAUAGGAUACUUCUGCACGCCAUUGUCGCAACAACGAUGCGUUAUUCCACCGACGCCCGACUCACGGAGGAGCGGCGUCAGCAUUACCAUCGCGUGUCUAAGGAGCGCGUUCUGCUGUACGGAAUGGAGAAUUCUUCCGUCAAGUCACUGCAGGCACUCGUCAUCUUGGCUCUGGACCUCUGCGGCAGUAGCAAUGGACCGCCAGGUUGGAACAUCAUGGCGCUCAUCACCAGAUCCGUGGUGCAGCUUGGCCUUGCCGUUGAGACGAAUUCCUUCAGUGUAUCGCCCAACUACAAAUCGAUAUACACGCUGCGGGCCAUGGUUUUACCAGAACCGAAAGAUUUCAUCGAGGAUGAGUCGAGGCGGCGACUUUUUUGGAUGAUUUACUUGCUUGACCGAUAUGCGACGAUUGCGACGGCGUUUGAAUUCGCAUUAGCCGACAAGGAGAUUGACCGGACGCUGCCUUGCCGGGACGACCUCUGGAUGAAGAAUGAGAAGGUUGACACAAAGUGGUUCAAGACGAGACACCACCACGGAGACCAGCCGGAGCAAGAGACGUUGCAGCCGGAAAACCUGGGCGCCUUUGCGUACUAUAUCGAGAUUCUGGGGAUCUUGUCUAAGAUACAUCAGUUCCUCAAGCAACCCGUCGACAUUAGCGCGCUGAGUGACGUGGAGCAAUGGCAGUUCCGGUACAAGGAGUUGGACAACGAGCUGACGCAGUGGAAGUUUGGCCUUCCCAGUGAGUUUGGCAACAUGUCCCGGCUGUUCCAGUCUGGGCUGGGCAAGAGCAUUAGCUGCACCUGGAUCAUGCUUCACGCCACGUAUCACACGGCCGUCAUCCGACUUCACUCGUCGGCAGCAUACCCUACGACACGAUCGCCCAUCUUCGCGCCGUCGUAUAGCGCCUCCCAGAGGUGCCACGGCGCCGUCGAAAACAUUGCCGCCCUGGGCGAGUUUGUCGUCAACAACGGAAUGUUGUCAAAACUGGGACCUCCGUUUGCGUUUACGAUUUGGGUGUCGGCUCGGUUACUGCUCGUGCACGGCUCAACAGUCGAGCGCAACGUGUCGCCUCAAAUCGGCGUCUUCGUCGAGACCUUGCGUGAGAUGGGUCGAUACUGGCCAGUGGCCGCCCGCUACUGUGGGCUGCUGCAGCGCGUGUUGGACGAGUAUGCCGACAGCGAGAGACAGGGUGGUGGCGUCACGCCGAGCUCAGUACGAAUCCUGGCCGACAUGCGACGCACCGCCUUCGACCUGGACUUUCUCAUCUCUCGCCAGCCUCGUCAGGGCGCGGCGGUACCAAACAUGCAGCGCGUCCCUAGCCUGACACCGGCAAGAACGCCGGCACCAAAUGAGCUUGAGUACCUGGACGUGUUCGACUUCUUCAACGUGCCCCGUCUGCCGUUUGGCCCAGACAGUGGCGGAAUGGCACCAGAGACGUCGAUGGAGGCACAGAACGGAAGUGCCGGUCAGGUGCUCGGACCGCUCAACGAGUUCAACAUUACCAACUUCAUGGUAGACGCCAACAGCGACUGGCUCUUUAAGCAAGACGGCCCGAAGUUCAUGGCUUGA
Purpureocillium takamizusanense is the source of this 2439-nucleotide messenger RNA. RefSeq lists its product as uncharacterized. Gene Ontology annotation, cellular component: nucleus. Bases 1 to 2439 code for a protein of 812 amino acids. NCBI's taxonomy places the organism in Eukaryota, Fungi, Ascomycota, Sordariomycetes, Hypocreales, Ophiocordycipitaceae. Gene Ontology annotation, molecular function: DNA-binding transcription factor activity, RNA polymerase II-specific; zinc ion binding; DNA binding. The transcript has 3 exons. The record is from RefSeq and is a predicted model, not a curated record. Gene Ontology annotation, biological process: DNA-templated transcription; regulation of DNA-templated transcription.